AGCUGGAUACCAAAGUGACCGCUUUCUUUGUCUGUGCGCCCUGCAGCGGCUCCCUCUCCUCCACAAAUUCUUCCACCCUUGCAGGGUCCUAGCUCCAGCUAGCUUCACCUGUGGCUCCGAGCAGCAGCAGGUGUGUCCUAUAUCACUAAUCAGCGACGGUACGUCGGUUUUAGUCAGCAGGCCGUAAUGUGGAGCUGAGAGUAAAAAAAUUUCUCCUGUUGUUUGUUUAUCGACAGAUUUGACUGUAAAACUCGCCUUUAAUUUUUCGGAGCCGGGGGACGUUUGUUUGGUUGUUUCCAUUGGUGUUUUAUUUCUGACAGGUUGAGCAAGCACGUGAAAGAAGAUGGACGAUGGAAACAAACAGCCGAACACAUUUGGGAGCGGACAGCAGAGAACUCAGCACCCCAGACCUUUCUUCAUUGUCCAGCCUCCUUCUCAACCUUUCUACCUCAACACACACUGGCAUAUGAACAACCCAUACGGUCACUUUGGUGUGCCUGGAGGUUUCAACUUUGGCCGUCCCUGCAUGCACCCACACCAGUACAUGCCCUUUCCUGGGUUUGUUUUCCCACAUGCCCCGAUAUAUCCGAUAGAUUACAGGCGAGUGUUUGAGCCUCGCUUCCACGCCCCUGCCUGGAAUGACAUUCUUCGCCAUCAGCAGCACUACUCACAGCCUUACGGGCGUCGAGAAACGACCUGCUCAGAGGCUCAAACCGACCCAAACGAUGCCAUAAUCAAACUAAGAGAGUGCCUGGAAAAAAUGCAAGCCACUGAGCUGCAAGGUGCUGAGAGAGAGCUCGACUCUGGUGUUGCCUCACAGACCUCGGGGAUGUUUUCUCAAGCAGAAGAGAAGAAAAGUGAAGAGCAGGGUGAUAUCCUGCCUUCAGUGCCUGAUGCGGAGUCUCCAGCUGGGAUCUUUGGUGUCUCCACUACAGCGGUGUACGACGGUGAGUCCAGCCAGAGAAGCUUAGAUGUCCUGAGCCCUCCGGGAUGCUGGUCAGCAGAAUUGGAAGAGGAGUUGCCUCUGGAUAGCUCCUCUGUUCAUGAAGAGUGUCCUAAGCUGGAGCAGCCGGCAAAAGACUUUCUCCCUAUUGAAGAAGCAGAAGUUGCGGAUAUCCAGUCAAAUAUCUCAGUGACUGAUGCAAGUGUUCCCAAAUGUGACACUGAAGAGCUCCUUAGGCAGAGACUGAAUCCAGUCCUGCCCUGCUUUUCCUCUUCCACCAGUCCUCUGGUGCUCAAAGAUGCUGAAAGUGGCGACAAAGUCUCGAAGACGGAACAUCAGAAAGCUGGAACGUCCCAAACUAAGAAGAAAAUAAGGAAGUACAGGCAGAGGGCUGAUUCUCUGCAGAUGAAUACACCACCACCGACUUCUAGUAUGUCAGCCCUGACCUCAACCACAUCCAGCACCUUUGAGAUGAAGUGGAACACCAACUUCCCGGCCUUAUCACCCAACAUCAGUGCUGGACCGUACCAUUGGAGCAAAUCCCUGCAGCCAGGGUCCAACAUCUGGAGGAAAGCCAGAAAGCAGAAGAGUGAAGGCUGUUAUAGCAGCUGA
Messenger RNA from Epinephelus moara (kelp grouper), 1555 nucleotides. Its product is annotated as bucky ball-like. Bases 344 to 1555 code for a protein of 403 amino acids. The transcript is spliced from 5 exons. Lineage: Eukaryota; Metazoa; Chordata; Actinopteri; Perciformes; Serranidae. The record is from RefSeq and is a predicted model, not a curated record.